Messenger RNA from Alosa sapidissima (American shad), 2969 nucleotides. RefSeq names its product arrestin, beta 1 (gene arrb1). Gene Ontology annotation, biological process: signal transduction; G protein-coupled receptor internalization; visual perception. NCBI's taxonomy places the organism in Eukaryota, Metazoa, Chordata, Actinopteri, Clupeiformes, Clupeidae. The record is from RefSeq and is a predicted model, not a curated record. The transcript is spliced from 16 exons. The coding region runs from base 886 to 2142 and encodes 418 amino acids. Gene Ontology annotation, molecular function: G protein-coupled receptor binding.
CAGGCACUGCGCGUGGUUACUCAGACGGAAAGGCUCUCACAGCAGAGAGGAUAGGAGAAGAGAAGAGGGAGCAUUCCCUUUGGGAUUCCUAGGCAUCAGCUGCCUGCUCCGACCUGGAUCAUCCGUCCUGAAGAAAAUCGCCACGGCUCAUCCAAGAGACUUUUCUAGCCCACAACACAUCUGGCCGUUCAGGAGACUGAGACUCAGGAUCACCUGCCUGUCUGUGGUGGAUCCUCUCUAUCCCCCUCUCUCCUCUUCUUUAUCUCUGUCUCCUUCCCUCGAUCACUCCCUUCUUUUUUUUGCGGGUGUGAGAGGUGGUUGGUUGGUCAGUGCAUCGUCGUGGGAGAUGUUCUUCUGAUCACGUCCGGCGGCGGUAGCAGCAGCAGGACCGAGUGAGAGAGAGCCGUGCAGCGCUGCGCUGGGCGCCUCACGAGGCGGGAAGAGUCAGCCAGCGCCGUGACAGAGAGAUCCUCUUGCUCUCCCCUCUCUCUCUCCCUCUCUCUCUCUUUCCCUUUCUCUCUCCCACUCGUUUUCUCUGCUUCUCUCAGCCACACUCCCAACACUCAGCACUGCACAGCCUGUCUGCCAGUUCGCAUCAGCGUGCUGCUCUCUCUGUCUCUCUCUCUCUCUCUCUUACUCUUUUACUCUCUCUGGCGUUUUCUGCUCUGGUGUUUUCUUUCUUUCUUUGCUCUGCCUAGUCUGUUUUUCUCUCUUUCCCUCCCUCCUCGCACUGCUCAUCUGUUCUCUCUCUCUCUAUCUCUAUCUCUCUCUCUCGUUCUGCUCUUCCCCCUCUAGCUGUGUGAGUGAUAAACGCCUCUCAGGCUCUCUCUCUCACACACACACACACACACACACACACACACACGGCACAGACAGAUCUUCGCGAUGGGAGAUAAAGGCACACGGGUGUUCAAGAAAGCAAGUCCCAAUGGCAAGCUCACAGUCUACCUUGGGAAGAGAGACUUUGUUGACCAUGUGGACCUUGUGGAGCCAGUCGAUGGUGUUGUUCUAAUCGAUCCAGAGUAUUUAAAGGAGAGGAAAGUGUUUGUAACGCUGACGUGUGCCUUCCGCUACGGCCGCGAGGAUCUGGACGUUCUGGGCCUGACGUUCCGUAAGGACCUCUUCGUGGCCAACAUCCAAGCGUUCCCGCCGGUGGCCGAGGAGAAGAAAAGUCUCACACGCCUGCAGGAGCGCCUCAUCAAGAAGCUUGGGGAGCAUGCGUACCCUUUCACCUUCGAGAUUCCUCCCAACCUGCCUUGCUCCGUCACCCUGCAGCCAGGCCCCGAGGACACAGGAAAGGCCUGUGGGGUGGACUUUGAAGUCAAAGCCUUCUGUGCAGAGAACGUUGAGGAAAAAAUCCACAAAAGGAACUCUGUGCGCCUCGUUAUCAGGAAGGUCCAGUACGCCCCGGAGAAGCCAGGUCCACAGCCCAUGGCCGAGACAACGCGGCAGUUCCUCAUGUCCGACAAGCCUCUUCACCUGGAGGCCUCUCUGGAUAAGGAGAUUUAUUACCAUGGCGAGCCCAUUAGUGUCAAUGUUCAUGUCACCAACAACACUAACAAGACAGUAAAGAAGAUGAAGAUUUCAGUACGUCAGUAUGCAGAUAUAUGCCUGUUCAACACUGCCCAGUACAAGUGCCCAGUUGCAACAGAAGAGUCAGAUGACAUAGUUGCCCCAAGUGCCACGUUCUGUAAGGUCUACACCCUCACCCCCUUCCUGGCCAAUAACCGGGAGAAGAGAGGCCUGGCGCUGGAUGGCAAGCUAAAGCACGAGGACACAAACCUGGCCUCCAGCACGCUGUUAAGAGAAGGGGCCAACAAGGAGAUCCUGGGUAUCAUUGUCUCCUACAAGGUCAAAGUGAAGCUGGUGGUGUCUAGAGGCGGUCUUCUGGGAGAUCUCGCCUCAAGUGAUGUUGCUGUGGAGCUGCCUUUCACGUUAAUGCAUCCAAAACCGAUUGAGGAAUCUUCAUACAGAGAUGCUCCCGAGAGCGACGCGCCCAUCGACACCAACCUGAUUGAAUUCGACACAAACGACGAUGACAUCAUCUUCGAGGACUUUGCGCGGCAGCGGCUCAUCGGGGUGAAAGACGACAAGGAGGAAGAAGACGAGGGAACAGACUCGCCCCGGCUGAACGACAGAUAAGCGCCGAGCGUGGCGGCGUGUUGCGGCUCUUCUCCUGAGGCGGUGGUGUUGCUUUUCCCCAGGCUUUAUCGACAGCCCCAUCGGCUAUAUGAACCUGGAGCUAGGAAGACCCCUUUUCGAUGAAACAGAGAGAGAGAAGGAGAGAGGGAGAGGAAAAACAAACAAACACACACACACACUCAGUGGUGCCGCCGCCGUGUUUCUUGUUCACAUUCGUCUUUCCAUACAGCCGGGACAAGUGUUAGAAAACUAAACCUCUACAUGUUAGGUGCUUGUGUGACCUAGUCAUCAGUGUUGGCAGAAGUAAGGGAGAUAGAGAGAAAGAAAGAGAGAGGGAGAGAGAGAGAGAUAGAUAGAGAAAGAUUUCUGUGCAUAGGCUACUUUAGGGCCACUUUCUAGGCACCUAGGAUUUCCUAUAAAGUUCACUCAAACUGAGGUUGAGCAUUUGUCACCGUGGCUAAAUCUAGCUUUGGCUAAAUCUAGCUUGAGUGGAAGCAUGCCUUGAAAUAAACAUCACUUUGUAAUACAUGUUUUUUUUUAUGUUUUGUUAGGUUUGUUUUGGUUUGUUUUUUGUUGCAUUUUUUGUAUUAGUAGGAAUGAGCAAAUACACAACUCGGUAUUGAUAAUAUAUUUAAUGUAUCAUAUAUGUACUUCUCUUUCCAUAUGUAACUGGGAUCGUUAUCACCAUGACUACUGCCAAAUUCAGUAUGAGCUGCCGAAUGCACCUUCCAUCAGGGAAAACUCCUAUGUGUACAAAUGUAGGGGGGGGGGGGGGGGGUAAGGGGAGAAUUUGGAGAAUUAUUUACUUGUAAACAUAUAGAUAUAUA